AUGAGCGUGCAAAGAAAUGUGGUAGAUAGAUACAUUGCACAAAUCGUUUGGACUGGCCAAGACAACGAAGAGUGCAAGACAGCAAAGUGCACAGCAGACCACCUGCUUUGGAUGUGUCAUUAUAAUGCUCUGUGUUGCGUUUGGAUUAACCAAGACGAUGACAACACUAUGGAUGUGGCAUCACAGAAUGCUCUGUGUCAUGUUUGGAUUGACCAAGACGAUGACAACAGAGACCUCAAUCUGCUUCGUUUUCUGUGGUCGAGGGCUCGUUCGGAUAUCCCCACGCUCCGUGAAGACGCUCCCCAAAACCGUUUACGAAACGGUCAAGGUCUCGUGGAGCUAGGACCUCAAUCUGCUUCGUUUUCUGUGGUCGAGGGCUCGUUCGGAUAUCCCCACGCUCCGAUCUCAAUCUGCUUCGUUUUCUGUGGUCGAGGGCUCGUUCGGAUAGCCCCACGCUCCGUGAAGACGCUCCCCAAAACCGUUUACGAAACGGACCUCAAUCUGCUUCGUUUUCUGUGGUCGAGGGCUCGUUCGGAUAUCCCCACGCUCCGUGAAGACGCUCCCCAAAACCAUUUACGAAACGGUCAAGGUCUCGUGGAGCUAGGAUCUCAAUCUGCUUCGUUUUCUGUGGUCGAGGGCUCGUUCGGAUACCCCCACGCGCCGUGA
Molecule: messenger RNA, 666 nt
Organism: Laccaria bicolor S238N-H82
Lineage: Eukaryota; Fungi; Basidiomycota; Agaricomycetes; Agaricales; Hydnangiaceae
Exons: 7
Coding region: 1-666 (221 amino acids)
Source: RefSeq, a predicted model, not a curated record